Molecule: messenger RNA, 438 nt
Organism: Rhizophagus irregularis DAOM 181602=DAOM 197198
Lineage: Eukaryota; Fungi; Glomeromycota; Glomeromycetes; Glomerales; Glomeraceae
Source: RefSeq, a predicted model, not a curated record
AUGUUAUAUGAAAUUAUUUCUGGACUUAAUAAUAUACAUAGAGAAAAUCUUAUUCAUUGUGAUUUUCAUGAUGGCAAUAUUUUAAAUCAUAAUGAGAAUAACUUUUACAUUAGUGAUUUAGGAUUAUGUCGACCUAUAAAAUCAUUUUUGAAAAAAUAUGAUAUUUAUGGUGUUAUACCAUUUAUGGCACCUGAAGUUUUAAGAGGUAAUUCUUAUACUCUAGCUAGUGAUAUAUAUAGUUUUUCUAUGAUUAUGUGGGAAUUUACGUCUGGGAUACCACCAUUUAAUAAUAUACAACAUGAUCUUCACCUUAGUAUAAGUAUUUGUAAAGGUGAACGCCCUGGAAUUAUUAAAAAUACUCCACAAUGUUAUGUAGAUUUAAUGAAAAAAUGUUGGGAUGAGGAUCCAUCAAAAAGGCCAUCUGCUAAUGAAGUGUUA